GUGCGAAACGGCAAUCCGCUCAACUAUCUGCACACAAUUUGACUAGGCGGCCGAUUAGGUCGUGCUUGCCGUGUAUCAGCAAGCCUCCGUGCCAUAGAGUACUACUUGAGAUUCAAACUCCGCUUUAGCGCUUAUGAACUCUAUUGUCUUGUUAGGAUCAGUCCUCGCCAUCGUACACGACGCCGCUGACAUCCUCAAAACUUCAAGGGUAAGCCAGUCUCAAAAUGCCUCUUACAGAAUACCAGGUCGUCGGCCGUCACUUGCCCACCGAGGCUGAGCCCAAACCCAAGAUCUACCGUAUGCGCAUCUUUGCGCCUAAUGAAGUUGUUGCCAAGUCUCGUUUCUGGUACUUCCUCCGGCAAUUGAAGAAGGUCAAGAAAGCCAAUGGCGAGAUCAUUGGCGUCAACGUUAUUCAUGAGAAGAAGCCCCUGAAGGUCAAGAACUUCGGUAUCUGGAUCCGUUACGACUCCCGCUCUGGCACCCAUAACAUGUACAAGGAGUUCCGUGAACUCACUCGUGCGGAUGCCGUCAAGAGCCUCUACCAGGAUAUGGCUGCUCGUCACCGUGCCCGUUUCCGGUCCAUCCACAUCCUUCGUGUUGUCGAGAUCGAGAAGACUGACGACGUUCGCCGCCCCUACAUCAAGCAGCUGCUCCAGCCCAAUCUCAAGUUCCCUCUUCCUCACCGUGUCCAGAAGGUCCGCUCGACCUUUGUCGCACACAGACCGUCCACCUUCUAAGGUGAUUAUCGUACGCAUACUGUACGUAUCCGAUACCUUGGAUUCUCGAGGAGAAAACUUUUCCGCUUUCUGGCGGCAAGCCGUCUGUCGUCAUGCUUUGCUUCUGUAUUAGGUUUACAUGCACAAUGCUAUGAUCCAUGCAUUCGAGCAGCGACAUCCUCAGUUCGUUAAUGAUCGCAUCACAUUACACAAGGCUGGUAGACAGAAGCACAAUCUACUGAGACAUUGAUUGACAUGUCCAACCCCAUCACUUACUCAAAGACGAUUGCGACGGCAUCUGUUGCAGGCCAAUAUUG
Somion occarium is the source of this 1033-nucleotide messenger RNA. NCBI's taxonomy places the organism in Eukaryota, Fungi, Basidiomycota, Agaricomycetes, Polyporales, Cerrenaceae. The record is from the annotation of a GenBank genome assembly.